Messenger RNA from Cetraspora pellucida, 265 nucleotides. Lineage: Eukaryota; Fungi; Glomeromycota; Glomeromycetes; Diversisporales; Gigasporaceae. The record is from the annotation of a GenBank genome assembly.
GUGUCAACUCCUUGGUGGCCCAUGUUUCUCGAGGCACCAAAGGAGGUUGUGGAACUACCACCAGCAGAAAAAAUAAUCCUUCCAGGACCAUCAGUCAAAUGGGCAAAUGAGUUGGCUGACUUGGCAAUAAAUAAAAAUUAUAGACUUAGAUUGCUUAGAGCACAAUAUAUUUUUGAGGGAUUUUGUAGCUGGUUGGAAAUGGUGGAAAAAUUGGCACUUGUCCAAGAUUGUCUUGAAACUAUAAUAAGAAUGCAUAAAGAGAGAG